Brassicogethes aeneus is the source of this 813-nucleotide messenger RNA. Lineage: Eukaryota; Metazoa; Arthropoda; Insecta; Coleoptera; Nitidulidae. The record is from the annotation of a GenBank genome assembly.
AUGAGUGGUAUAGGAACCGCUAUUGGCUUAGCUUUGGCCACUACUACUGCUGUACUUUUAGUAAUAACUAUAAAUCAAGCAAAAGACGACGUUAAAAAGAAUUUAACGGAUACAUAUAGAAACCCUAAAGGUCCUGAUGUACAAUUUAUGUUAUUUUUAAGAAAUAACACUGUGCAGAAUUUGAUCAUUGGGGAUAGUGAUGGUUUAAAUAACUCUGGAUUUAAUACUAGUUAUCCAACAAAAAUUAUAACGCACGGUUUUAAAAGCAGUAUUGAAGAAGAGGUCUUUCAAAUAAUUAAAAAUGGUGUCGAAAUCGCUGGUAAAACGCUGUCAAAUUUCCUCAACUGGCUGUCAAACAACGGCGUUGCCCUUGACGACGUGCAUCUGAUUGGUCACAGUUUGGGUGCGCACGUGAUGGGCGUGGCCGGCGAUAGAGUCAUAAGAGGAAAAGUAGGCCGAAUUACAGGUUUGGACCCUGCCGGUCCAGGUUAUAACGAUAUUAGAUCGGAUUUAAAGUUGGAUCCUCAAGAUGGUAAAUUGGUGGAGGUUGUUCAUACCUACAUGAAAGUGUUGAGUCUGGAUCACCCAUUGGCAGAGAGUAUAUUUUGUAACCAUGGCAGGGCCUAUAGGCUCUUUGCUGAAUCUAUAAGAAACAACAAAAGCUUCAAAAGUAAAAAAUGCAAUUCUGUAGAGGACGCCCUGUAUAGCAGAUGUUUUGAGGAUACUGAAGUUUACAUGGGGCAUCCAGAAACAUACAAGGUUGGUUUAUACUUUUUCCAAACAGCUCCCAGGGAACCUUAUUCGUUGAGCUAA